Molecule: messenger RNA, 1587 nt
Organism: Adineta steineri
Lineage: Eukaryota; Metazoa; Rotifera; Eurotatoria; Adinetida; Adinetidae
Source: the annotation of a GenBank genome assembly
AUGGAUACUACAACGAGUACUGCGCCACCACCUUCCAUUCUAAAACCAUCGGCUGGUCCAAUGGGUUCUUCCAAAUGGCCAAACGAUCUGUCUACGAACGAUAAGUACAAUUGGCUAUUACAUGUUAUGUAUGGUCGAGGUGAAUAUGAACGUAUUCAACAAUUUAUUCGUAUUCAAUCUCAUAAAAAUUCUUAUAUGACAUAUAUUCAAGCACUUGUUCAUCGACAAGAAGGUCGUAUUGUUGAAGCCCUUGAUUUAUUUCAAAGAUCUGUCAUUGAAACACCAACUUUAAUCAAUAUAAAACAAGUUGCGAAAUCUUUAGCCUUACUUGGUCGUUAUCGUGUGGCAAUUGAUGCAUACAAAGAAGCAUUAACACGUACAACAAAUGAUUGGGAAAUUUUGCAUAAUUUAGGUUUAUGUCAUAUGCAAUUACGUGAAUUUACUGAAGCAAAACAAUAUUUAUUACAAGCAUUACAAAUAUCUGAAAUUCAAGAAGCUUCUUAUUUAGCAUUGGGUAAACUUCAUUUAAUAGAAGGUGAACGUGAUGAAGCUGAAGCAGUUUUUGAACGUGGUGCUAGACGUAAUCCAGAAUCACCCACACUUUUUACUCAUAUUGGUCUAUUAGCAUUUGAAAGAGCUCAUUAUACGAAAGCAUUUGAAUGUUUUGGUAUUGCAUUAACAUUUAGUCCAACAUAUAUUCCAGCUAUAAUGGCAGCAUGUCAAGUUAUACAAAAACAUGGUGAUGCUGAUGUUGCAUUAUCAAAAUAUCGUAUUGUUUAUGGAAAAAAACCGGAAUGUGCACAAGUAUGGAAUAAUAUUGGCAUGUGUUUUUUUUCAAAAAAAAAAUUUGUUGCUGCUGUUAGUUGUUUAAAACGUGCUAAUUAUUUAGCACCAUUUGAAUUAUAUAUUCUAUAUAAUUUGGCACUUGUACAUUUAUAUUUACAACAAAAUGCAUCUGCUGCAAUAUUUCUCCAAUCAGCUAUACGAAUUAAUCGAAAACAUGCACCAAGUUAUGCAUUAUUCGGUGUGGCAUUAUCAAAACUUAAUGAUCCAGACAAUGCAUCACGUGCAUAUGCAUAUUCUCUUAAACUUGAUCCAGUAGAUCCAGUGGCAUUACUUAAUUAUGGUAUUUUUCAAGCGAAUACAGGUGUAUCACCAUCACAAAUAAAUGCGACUAUGCAACAAUUUCAUCAAUGUUAUGCUGAACGUGCUGCAUCGGCUACUAAUCAACGUGAACUUGAUACUUCCAUGUUAGAAAUUGCAACAAAAUUAGGUUAUCCAGCUCCACCACCAGCACCUCCACCAGAUUCAAAAUCAUUAUUAGCAGCAUUUCCACCACCACCUUUUCCAAUUUUAUCAACAUCUACUCAACCUGAAGAAAAUAAUGUACGUUCAUCAUCACCACCACCAGCACCACCAGCAGUAUUUUCUCCCAGUGUACAAAGAGAUGAAGAUCUCUCAAAACAACCUUCCGAAGAAAUACCUGUGGUUAAAACGAAAAUUUAUGAUGAUGCACGUCAUAAACAACGACGAACAAAACAUCAACCAGUUGAAUCAUCAGAUGCUGAUGCUGUGCAAAAUAAAUAA